This is a messenger RNA of Erigeron canadensis, 1057 nucleotides long. RefSeq names its product NAP1-related protein 2. Gene Ontology annotation, cellular component: chromatin; nucleus. The coding region runs from base 117 to 884 and encodes 255 amino acids. The record is from RefSeq and is a predicted model, not a curated record. Gene Ontology annotation, molecular function: chromatin binding; histone binding. Gene Ontology annotation, biological process: nucleosome assembly. Lineage: Eukaryota; Viridiplantae; Streptophyta; Magnoliopsida; Asterales; Asteraceae. The transcript has 10 exons.
UAGCGCAAACAAUCUAUACAUCCAAAAACCCUAACCCAUUUGUUCUUAUUAGCAUAUUCCCUUUUCCUUAAAACCCUAAAGCCAAACACAACCCCAUUAUUUAGGGUUUAAGAAAAAUGGUGAUUGGUGAUAAAGGAAAGAAACCCAAGAUUGGCGAUAAGCCUGCUGAAGAAGAAGAACAAAUUGAUGUUGAGCUUGUUCAAUCUAUUGAAAAAUUGCAAGAAAUCCAAGAUGAACUCGAAAAGAUCAAUGAGGAGGCUAGUGAAAAAGUAUUGGAAGUCGAGCAGAAGUAUAACGAGGUCCGGAAGCCAGUGUAUGACAAGCGAAAUGAUAUCAUCAAAUCAAUUCCUGACUUUUGGUUGACUGCUUUCCUGAGUCACCCUGCUCUCUCUGAUCUUUUGAACGAAGAAGACCAAAAGAUAUUCAAGCAUCUAACUUCUCUUGAAGUUGAAGAUUCUAAAGAUGUGAAGUCGGGUUACUCGAUCACAUUUAACUUCAGUCCCAACCCUUACUUUGAGGAUACAAAGCUCACAAAGACCAUCACUUUCCUUGACGAGGGAACUACAAAAAUCACUGCUACAUCGAUUAAGUGGAAAGAAGGCAUGGGGCACCCAAAUGGAGUUUCACAUGAGAAGAACGGAAACAAGCGGCCCCAUGAGGAUGACAGCUUCUUUAGCUGGUUCAGUGGAACCCACAAGAAAGAUGAGCUGGAUGAAAUGCAUGAUGGUGUUGCUGAAAUGAUUAAAGAGGAUUUAUGGGUUAAUCCUUUAUCAUACUUCAACAAUGAUGCUGACGAAGAAGACUUUGGUGAUGAUGAUGAUGAAGAGGAGGACAUUGGCACAGAUGACUCAGAAGAAGAUGAUGAUGAUGAUCAAGAGAACUGAAUGUGUGCAGGGUUUUGCUAAACUUUUCAGCUUUAGGGUUUUACCAGUUGUUUAUCGAUUAGUAGGUUUACAGUUAAUUUGGCCUUUUGCUAUGUGAUAUGCUACGAAGCUUUAAUCUUAUGAUUUAUUCUACACAGUUUAAUCUUCUAUGCCAGUUAAUCAUGUUAUUAUAA